Molecule: messenger RNA, 2274 nt
Organism: Adineta steineri
Lineage: Eukaryota; Metazoa; Rotifera; Eurotatoria; Adinetida; Adinetidae
Source: the annotation of a GenBank genome assembly
AUGGCCACGUUAUCAUCUUCAAAUCUUGAUACAACAUCAAAUGGUACUGUUAAUAAAAAUAAAAAUACAUCUAGUAAUCAUAUAAAUCGAAGUAUUGAACGUGCACUUGAUGAAGCAACAUAUACGGGUGAAAUAAAUUUAAAUGCUCGUACACUUCGAGAAUUUCCCAAUUAUAAAUGUGAUCUUUCAGAUACAACUACUGCUGAUCUUUCUCGCAAUCGUUUUAUUGAAUUCCCACGUAUAUUAUGUUCAUUUUUUUCUCUUGAACGUCUUAAUCUUUAUAAUAAUGCAAUUAAAUCAAUUCCGGAACAAAUUGUUCAAAUUCAUAUGCUUAAAAUUCUCGAUUUAAGUCGAAAUCAACUUGCUUAUAUUCCACCAGCAUUAUGUAAAUUACCAAAUUUAGAAGUCUUAAUUGUUCAUAAUAAUAAACUUGUUUCAUUACCUGAGGAAAUCAGUCAAUUAGAUCGAUUAAUUGAAUUAGAUGUUAGUUCAAAUGAUCUUACACAAUUACCAUAUCAAAUAGGAAUACUAUCAAAUCUUCGUACAUUGAAUAUAUCUCGAAAUAUGAUAACUGAAUUACCAACAGAAUUAUGUGUAUUGAAAUUAAUUCAUUUUGAUUGUACUUAUAAUCGAAUUCUUCGUUUACCAUUAAAUCUACGAGAAAUGAAUAGUUUAAUUGAAUUGAAUGUUGAACAUAAUCCAUUAGAAAUUCCACCAGCAUCUGUUUGUACUCUUGGUUUACUUCAUAUAAUGCGUUAUCUUCUGGUUGAAGCAAUGAAAGAAGAGAAACGACGUGGAUUAUUAACAGAGCAUGAAAUAAAUGAAAAAUAUAAAAAUUCAUUUUCAUAUCAAACAUCAAGACAUUUACAAAAUGGUAAAAAACUGCGUAAAACAGUGGUACCAUCUGAUUCAGGUUAUUUAACAACUGAAGGAAGUGAAAAAACCAUUGGUGAUGAUGAUUCUGAAUUGAGUAUGACAAAUGAACAUCCAAUUCGUGGUGAACCAACUCUUAUGCUUACAUUAGCUGAUGAAUUUUCUAAAGAAUUAGCAAGGCAAAAAGCUGAAUAUGAAAAAAAGAAAUGUCAAGCACAACAAUUAAAACGUCAUUUAUUACAACAAUUAGGAGAAACUGAGUGUCAAAGAGCAAAAGCGCGUGAAAUUGCUCGACGUGCACAUGAUGAAAAAUUAGCGAAAAUGGAAAAACAACGUGAAGAUGCUCGGCGUAAAAUGGAGAACAGUAAAAAUAUUCAAUUAUUUAAUUUUACAACUAAAGAUAAUCAUCAAAAUUCUCGUACGUGGACAUCUUCAAAUAAACCGACAUUAACUCGACAAUUAUCAUCUACUGAAUCAACAACAUCGAAUAAUCAAAUUCUUAAUGAAACAAUUUUAAUAAAUUCUUUAACUGAUAAAAGUAAUCAUGAAAAUUCCUAUCAACGUUCAAUAUCAAUUGAAAAUGCGACAAUAGAUGAAUAUUUUAAACGUUCAAAUCGUGCAGUGAGUGUUGAACCAAAUUUAAUAUCCGGUGGAAAUGACAUGAAAUAUCUUUAUCAACAAAAAACUCUACCUAAUCGGUCAAUUAUACAAUAUGAUAGUACAACGAAAAUGAAUAAACAAUUUACAUUAAGUUCAGAAACAAUUGAUCAAUCAACUUCAUCAUCACAAAGUUCAAAAAAUGGUUUGACUCGAACAGAUGUAUCCGAUAAUUGUUUAUCACCACAACAAAAUCGAUUAACGAAAUUACGAUAUUUUGAUGAUCGUGAAACAAAUGCUAUUGUUGGUAGUGUACCCGGUUUUCAUAUGCAACCGAGAGUAUCAACUUCAAUCAAUAAUGGACAAUAUCAACCAUCUCCAUUAGAUAAUCCAGGAGUAGUUAAUCCAGCAUUUACUAUGCGUCGACAUUUACUUCAAGCGAAAGAAGAUCAUUUACAAGUCGACCAAAUGAAAAAGACCAUAGAAGAACGUGUUAAAAUGACAUUACCCGAUGAUAUUGCGUAUGCAUUAAGUGAUGGCGUAGUUCUCUGCCAUUUUAUCAAUCAAAUUCGAGCACGUGCUGUACAAAGUAUUCAUGUUCCUUCACAAGCAGUACCAAAACUAUCCUUAGCAAAAUGUCGCCGUAAUGUUGAAAAUUUCGUUGAAGCAAGUCGUCGUAUUGGUGUACCAGAGGUUGAUUUAUGUAGUGCUCAGGAUAUAAUUGAAGAAAAGAAUACGGUGCGUUUAGCCCGUCAUAUUCAUCUAUUAGUUUCUCCGGAAUCAUUUGAGCAAACAAAUGUUUAA